AUGUGGCAGAACUUUCAACAGUCUUUCAAGGGUGAUAUCUUGAAGAAUCAACUGUGGAAGAUAGCUAGGAGCAACACAGUGCAGCUAUAUGAGCAGAGCAUGCAUGAAAUGAAGAUUCUUAAUGAAGAUGCCCACAACUGGCUGCAUGAGUUAGAGCCUGAAACUUGGGUCAAAGCUUUCCAGAGUAACACCAUCUUCUACAAUGUAGAAGAGAAGAGGAAUUGGGGAGAGCUGAAGAGGCAGCAAGAAGCUGCCAAAAAGAAAGAAGAAGCAGAGAUAAACAAGAAAGUUCAAGCUGAGACCAGACAGAUUAUUCAAGAGACAAUGAAAACAAUAACUGCUGAGAAAAAGGCAAGGCAAGAAGCGGAGAGGAGAGCUACUACUGAGAAGAAGGAGGAAGAGAAGAGAGUACAGAGGGAAGCAGCUGCUGCUAAAAGAGAAGAAGAGAAGAGAAUUGCUGCUGCAAAAAGAGAAGAAGAGAAGAAGUUAGCUGCUGCAAAAAGAGAAGAGGAGAAGAAGCUCGCUCCUACCAAAAGAGAAGAAGAGAAGAUUUUAGUUGCUGCAAAAAGAGAAGAGGAGAAGAAGCUUGCUGCUGCCAAAAGAGAAGCUAACAAGAGGCUUGCUGCUGCUCAGGAGAGGAUGAAGGCUGCUGCACAAAAGGCAAGGGAGCAAACCAUGGCUGCUGCAAAAAUAAAGUCAAGCUGCUUGGACAACCAAUCUGAUCUUCCAAAGAAGGCUCCAAGAUCUUCUAUGUUUGAUAUCUUUAGGUAG
Molecule: messenger RNA, 771 nt
Organism: Aegilops tauschii subsp. strangulata
Lineage: Eukaryota; Viridiplantae; Streptophyta; Magnoliopsida; Poales; Poaceae
Source: RefSeq, a predicted model, not a curated record